Molecule: messenger RNA, 879 nt
Organism: Beauveria bassiana ARSEF 2860
Lineage: Eukaryota; Fungi; Ascomycota; Sordariomycetes; Hypocreales; Cordycipitaceae
Exons: 1
Coding region: 1-879 (292 amino acids)
Source: RefSeq, a predicted model, not a curated record
AUGCGUGCCUCAGCCUUUGUUGCCGCGGCUUUCGCGCCGGCUGUCCUCGCCGCCACAUCAGCAAAUGUCUCUCUGCCAGCGGUUGUCGAGUUUGACUUGCUUUUCCCGCGAAACGAGACAUACGCGCUGGGCUCGACCUUUCCCUUCAUCUUUGCGAUGCAAAACGCCGAGCUCGUGUCUUAUAUGGGAAGCUCGGGGCCGCUUGUGCUAGUCAGGGUGUCCCGCGAGGACGACUACUCUGCAACCUUGGCUACCUUUCGCCCGCACCUGAAUUACUCCAGAAGCAACGACAACACCAAGAGCGGAAACGAAAACGGUGUGUACUUUGUAUAUGAGGACAUGCGGAGCGCAAUCUUGUCCAACGGCACGUGGGUGAUUGGGUGGGACGUAACGAUGCCGAACUGCUCCCGGGAUUCAAAAGAUUCCAGUGCGAUCAACGGCGGAGUGACGGGCACCACGCAACCGAGAUACACCAUGUUUACCAUUUCAGCCGAUGGGAAACAGCCAGACUUCGAGACGCCUAAAGACCAAGGCGGCGAUUGCUUCCAUUCGCAGGACGAGGGCCGUACGAGCGCUGGCUUCAACAUUACCGACAUUCUUUCCCUCGACGGACAGUAUGGAAAGGCUCGCAACUUUCUCAAGGGAAUGGAAAGUUGCCUCGUGACUGCCAACAGUACUUCGCUGCCAAAGACCAACCCUUGUGCUGCAAAGGUCGACUCGGACUCUGCAUCUAGCAUGUCUGCGGCUUUGUUGGCCACUGCUUGCUCGAAACCUACUCCGCUUGCGAGCUGCCUCCCAAAGAAUGCCGCGCCAAGAGUCCUUCCUACUGCCGGUUUAGUUUCUAGCAUAAUCCUGGCUGGUUUUGCUAUUUUGAUCUGA